CGCAGUCCUUGAAGAAGGUUUCGGCUCGCGACUUUGACGAGGACGAGGCUGCGGCGACAACCUCAUGGGUGACAUCGUUCACAUCACGAGACUUGGGGUCGUUGAGCAGGUCCUUGACGAAGGCUAGCGAGCGUGUGUGACAUGUCAGCCGACGGUUCCCUGGUGAUGCCUGAUCUGCCUGGCCGUGCAUGGGCUUGCACGCUUGCACGCUUGCUUGCACGCGCGCCAUCAACAACGAUAUUGUGGCUGAACUUAACUGGUUGCUAUGCCACCGGUGGCCAUGAUUCCCCAUUUCAGGUUGUAAGGAGCCAUCCUGCGUGACGUGAUGUCGUGUUUCGGGUUGCGGCAAGGAGCAAGAGUCCGUCGGCUGAAGACAAUGCACAAUGACUGCUCUGUUGGCGGCUUCAGUGGGGAGGGAGAUCUACUGUGUACAUGUGAGGGAAGUCGCGAUAGAGAUAGCGAUUCCGAUACACGCAGCUGGCACACAGCAACAACAGGCUGAGGCAGCGCGGGGUAACCCCACGCACUCUGGCAGAGCUCCAGCUUGAUGACGAUGUUGCUUCUCCACACUAUGCCCCUCUCUCACUGCGGAACUCGCCCCUCCAUCCUGGCGGUCCGCUUUGCCGUUCGGAGUGAGCGAGAGGCUCCUAACAUGAACAAUAGAUACGCCAAUAUCGGCGUCAUAUGUCUCGAUCCCAUCGCCAGGCACCCAGAAGACUGAGGUACCUCGAGAACAUGGCCGUAACCGGCGAGAUGGGACUAUGCCGCUCAACCAACAGUCCCGGGAACCAUGGGCAUACAUGCACUCCCUGAAUUUCUCCUGCUCUCGGCACACAAGCAGUAUCAGACUGGAGAGCAUCUCGGAGAAGCUCAAAGCCAAAAUCGCAGGCGAGUGCUCUACAGCAGAUCGUCCUUCCAAGUGCAAGGCCGACGCACAACGUACCGUGAUUUCGCCGAGUCUCCCUAUCUGUCUCUCUCUUUAUCCGGCUCUCUCCCUUGGCCAACACCUCUGAUGGUGGUUCGAACUAACCGGGGGCCGUCUCGCAAAAAUACCGCUCUCCCUUUGUACUUUUGCCAUCCUUUCCGCGCGGAAUUACACGGCAGCACGGGUUGGCGCUACCCUGCAUACUUGGGUCUUGUUGGUUUUUCCUUCUUCUGCACCCGUCGAAGAAAGGAUGCGCUGAAGCCCACUCACGUGCUCGCAGCUUCCGCGGGAAAAUGAGUAAAAGAAGCAAUUCUGCAUUCCACAGACCAUUUAGUACAUGUGGUCGCCUUGUCACUGUUGGGGGUUAGAGUCACAAGCCAGGAUACGAGGGGGGCAUGGCCUUCCAGACCGAAUGGGAGGAGGGGACGGGGCCAGGCUAUGAUCCGCCCAUACAAUGGGCGCGCCUCACCCUGUCACUCGACCCAUUGGGCUGAGAAGUUAUGGGUUCUUUCUGUGAGUGAAUCGAUGAUAGCCAUCACCGGCUGUACCAAUACAUACCCUCCCAAGCCUCCCAAGGGCCACCGGACCGACUUGCUGUUACUAGACAGCACGACACUGGCAUCAAGGCUUAGCCACCUGCGGACAUCAUGGGCAGGCUGAUCUACGGCACAGCCUGGAAGAAGGAAGAGACCGACAGGCUAGUGUACUGCGCGUUGGAAGAGGGCUUCAGGACAAUUUCCACCGCAGCCCAGCCCAAGAAUUACGACGAGGGCCUGGUCGCUCGGGGAGUGCAAAAGGCCAUCGACGCAGGUGUGGUGUCGCGCCGAGAUGUCUCUAUCCAGACCACGUUCACCCCUGCCCACAGCCAGGCCAUCAAGAAACUGGCGAAGACCACCCUGACAGCUUCCCACCCAGGAUGGCCUUGUCCUCAGGAGACCAGCAUCCCAGGCGACUGCCCAUACGACCCCGCGACCUCUCUGGCCGAGCAGGUCCGUAGCUCGGUGGACUCAUCCCUGAAGAGAUUCGCCCUUGCUUCUGAUAGCCCCGAGGAUGUGUACAUUGACGCCGUCAUCCUACACACACCCUACCCAACCCGCGAGCAUACUGAGACGGUCUGGACCGCCCUCUCGACCUACGUGCCCGACCGUGUCCGCCGGCUGGGCAUCAGCAACGUGGACGACGAGGAGCUGCAGCACCUGCUCGACUUCUGCCGCGGCAAUCCAGCGGUGGCGACGCCCCCAUCCAUCGUGCAGAACAGGUUCCGCGGGUACCGCCGCGACGACAACUUCGACGCCGCCGUGCGCCAGCUGUGCAGGGACAACGACAUCGAGUACCAGGCCUUUGGGGUCCUGAGGGAACAGGCCCUGCUCCAGGACGAGCAGAGCGUCGGCGCCGUGGCUGACAUGGCGUUUGGGAGCCGUGAGGCUUCCCUGUACGCUCUCGUCAUGGCCCUGCAGGAUGACAUGGCCGUCUUGGAUGGCACCUCGGAUCCGUGCACCAUGAGGGCUGACAUUGAUGACGUGCGGCGGAUCGAGCGUUGCGCUAACAGCCCGGAGUGGAAGAAGGCUCUAGAGAGCUUCAAGAAGGGGAUUCAUCACUAGAGCUGCUAGUGAGGUUGUUGGGAAUCCAGGCUCACCAACUCGUUGUGUUUGCCUCUUACAGGCAACAUCCACACGUUGAUGCAACCCUCGGAUUGACUUUAUCUAGUGGAUGUUUUCUUAGCCGACAGGCGCACUUGAUAUCUAGCAUACAAUGACACCCGAUGCCCAAAACACCAGUCAGUACUUUGCGUAGUAUUACACGUUGUAGACCCACAACCAUGCUCCUUGCGCAUGGAAUCUCAAUCUCCUCUCGUUCGUGGUAUCGUUGCGACCAUGCCAUCCUUCGACUGUGCUUCCAAUUCUGGGAUCCGAGACGGGGCUUAAAUGAGUUCCCCUUGGGCCAGAAUUAAAUCCGAAAUACUACUGCAUGGGCCAGUUCCUGGUAGGUUCUGACUUGGCGUUUGUGAAUGUUCCCGUCAGCCACGUGUUCCCGUCACGUAUCAUUGGCAGCGCCACCUCCCAUGUCACAUCUCAACGGUUGGUUGUCGGACGCUUGCCAGCAAGCCUUGCCAUGGUAAUGGUUCUCAAUUUAAGUUCUGGAUGUUGUUCCGGUGUCUGGAAGGCUAGGGUAGAGGAUUUUUAUCAUGGACUGUGUAAGAGCGGGAUGGCAAGAUGGUG
Messenger RNA from Diaporthe batatas, 3144 nucleotides. RefSeq lists its product as uncharacterized. The record is from RefSeq and is a predicted model, not a curated record. The coding region runs from base 1573 to 2526 and encodes 317 amino acids. Gene Ontology annotation, molecular function: aldose reductase (NADPH) activity. NCBI's taxonomy places the organism in Eukaryota, Fungi, Ascomycota, Sordariomycetes, Diaporthales, Diaporthaceae. Gene Ontology annotation, cellular component: cytosol. The transcript has 2 exons.